UUUCUUGCUCACUCUUAUGCUGGCUAUUGAGGUUGAUGUACGCUCAUUUUCUGCUAAAAUAGUUGCAGAAUUCUAACGUGCGCCAUGGGCCUUCUCGACCAGCUGUGGGACGACACCGUGGCGGGGCCUCGACCAGAGAACGGCCUCGGCAAGCUGCGGAAGCAUCCCACCUUCAAUUUCCGGUCAAACUCCGGCAAGGAAUCCGAUGGUCGAACCACGAGAUCGAGCGCUGACGAAGCAUCCGAGGAGGUGAUGAGAGUUACGCGCAGUAUCAUGAUAGUAAAACCGCCUGGAUACCAGAAUUCUCCACCGGUUUCACCCGCUGGCUCUACUCCUCCGGUAUCCCCUUUCUCUGGAGGCAGAGAGUCAUUUCGGUUUCGAAGAAGAUCGACAUCGGAUGCGUACGAGAAGGCAAGCGAGGUUGGACCCAGGAGUCCUCCUCCUCCUUACAACGUGUGAAAUAUGAGACAUCUGGAUCUUUAUCCGGCUUAUGUAAACUUAGUGUUGUCAGUGUAGCUAUGCCUGUUAAUUUGGAUUGUGAUAUGUUCAUUUGCAGUAGUUUAGACUUUCUGCCUUUUUUGGGAUGUUUAGCUCUAGUGUUCAUGAGAUGGACUGUAACUUUGUGAGCAUAGAUCAUGUGAUGGUGUGUUAAUGUAGUUAUUACUAUAUGUAUAUAGCUUUCCUUUGAGUA
Messenger RNA from Manihot esculenta (cassava), 691 nucleotides. Its product is annotated as dormancy-associated protein homolog 3. The transcript has 3 exons. The record is from RefSeq and is a predicted model, not a curated record. NCBI's taxonomy places the organism in Eukaryota, Viridiplantae, Streptophyta, Magnoliopsida, Malpighiales, Euphorbiaceae. The coding region runs from base 85 to 459 and encodes 124 amino acids.